AUGGCUCAAAUCAAAGGAUUGAGCGCGUAUGAUCGCCCUCCUGAUGCCGUCAGAAACCGCUAUAAAGAAUACUCUAAGAUUGCCCUGUCAGACGUCGACAAUGACCCGGGCAUCCUCGACCUGCAACGACUCGAUCGUGACCAACUACCGCAUGGAGUGACCGUGACGCAGUCCUUGUCAAGCCAAGACUUGCGGCUGGCAUUUGAUGAUUUCAUUAGUGGGGGACAUUCUACUGCAGACGAGCAUGCCCCCCUUGCCGAAGAUAUACCGGUCUAUGCUCACAACUCAAUAUCCGGUCUCCUAAUGAUACCUGCAUUGUUUCCACCCACGGUCCAGAUUGAAUUGCUCUCACGCCUGUUCCACCGAGAUCUGCCCCGCCCCGAGCACCAGACAAACCUACACUUACACUACGAUGUAACAUAUCCCGAAGAAGCAGAGGACACACAGCAGCCGAAGUCGUUCUUUGAAGAUGAUCCAACUCGAACCUUCCAGCCCAAGAAUCCCCAGGUGCAUAAACCGGUCUCUGUUCAAAAUCUCUUGGAGAAGAAACUACGCUGGGUCACACUAGGAGGGCAGUACGAUUGGACAGCCAAAGAAUAUCCAUCUGGGCCUGCGCCUGAAUUUCCCCCGGAUAUUGCAAAACUACUUCAUGCGGCGUUCCCUGAAACCACCGCAGAGGCUGCCAUAUUGAAUCUUUACUCCGCCGGCGAUACGCUGAGCGUGCAUCGCGACGUGAGUGAAGACUGCGAUGUUGGUUUAAUCAGCGUGAGCUUUGGCUGCGACGGGCUGUUCUUGGUCAGCCAUGACGAUGGGAAUGGGUGCGAAAUCAUCCGUCUUCGUUCAGGUGAUACGGUAUACAUGAAUGGUGCAUCUCGCUUCGCCUGGCAUGGAGUUCCCAAAAUCCUGCCUUCGACCUGUCCGGCUUGGCUGGCUGACUGGCCUUCUUCUGGGGAGGAAUCGGUCCCUGGCAUGCCAUUGGACUCGUACGAAAUGUGGAAGGGAUGGUUAUCCCAGAAGAGAAUCAAUCUUAAUGUUAGACAGAUGGCGGGAUCGAAGUCCGUCGAGGCUAGCAAAGAGACUGCCUGA
Molecule: messenger RNA, 1086 nt
Organism: Penicillium salamii
Lineage: Eukaryota; Fungi; Ascomycota; Eurotiomycetes; Eurotiales; Aspergillaceae
Source: the annotation of a GenBank genome assembly